GGUUCGCAUAAUGUCUUUUUUAUUUUAAGCUACUAUUUAUCUAAAUAUGCGAAUCAUUUUUGCUUGUAUAUUAAUAUUAAUUUGUCACGUAACUUAUUAAACUUUAACAUCUAUCUACAAAUAAUAAAAUUUCAACGACCAUAUUUAAUCCUUUGAGAGACUUUAUCAGUUUCUGCAUCAAAGCACAACAACCUGGAACUGAUGCAGAGAUGAUUAUGAAUGAUCGGGAUAAGAAGCCUGGCAGGAACCAUCGUUAUUUGUAAAAUGUCUCAGGUAUCAAGCGGAGCGUUCAGUUUCUGUUCGAAAGGCUAAAGAACGUUCUUCUGUCGGGAUUCGUUUGGUCACCCUGAGAAACCCAAAAUAUGAUGUCUGAGAGUGAUGUGCAGGUUCUGCUGUCUGGAUCUGAACCUGAUCUACAGUCUAUGCUUACGCGCUUUAGUGUAGAGAAUGACAAGGUAUUCGCAUUUCCAGACCUGAAACCUGAUGUGAAAGAGAAAUGUGUGAAUGGAUUAUUGAUGCGACUGGAUCAGAAUCUUUUGCCUGCCACCAUAGUCAGCUGCCUGCAGGCUUUUCGCAUCUUCACAAGGGAGAAAAUGCACAUGGAAUCACUGGUUUCUGAACGUGCAUUACGCCUUCUUAUAAGAUUAGCAGGAAUUGAAUACUACGCAUCUGAACAUGGCGACACUGUCACAAUGCAGAAUGGAAACCAGGAUGUGAUGGUAGAAGCACAAAAGUGUCUUUGUAAUCUCAUCUUCAACUCUACAGUAGCACAGCAGUUCUGUUGCAAAUGUGGCUGUGUUGAGGGUGUCGUACAGAGACUGAAGACUUACGGUGAUCCAGACCUCAAAUUUCAAAUAAAGUUUUUCGACAUGAGAAUUUUAUUCCUUUUAACAGCUUUACCCACCUGUAUGGAAAUUAGGCCACGUGUGCGGUAUGAACUUCAUGGGUUUACAUAUUUGAUGGAAGUACUUGACCUCACUCUUCGUGGCUGCGAAGAAAGAUCAAUUGCACUAUCUGAUGAGGAGGUUGAUCUGUGCAGCGAAAUCCUAAAGAUCCUUUUUAAUAUAACUGUAGCACUUGAAAAGAAGUCAGCAGAUGAAGAAGAGGAUGCACAUUUUAUGCGUCUUGUCAGCAUCCUUCGGGAUCUCCUUCUCUGUAGGACAGCUACCAAAGAGAAGAAGUAUGAAAUCAGAAGUCACACUGUGAACCUGCUCAUCAAUAUUCCAACAGACUUUUAUGAAGAACUUCUAACUCCUCUUAAUGAAAGUGAUGUGCAUGGUAUUGAGAACAAGGACAUUGAGUAUGAUGGCAAGAAUAUGGAGGCUAUUAUAUCCUUGCUGGAUUUUCUGCAAUAUCGCCUGGAAACCUCUAAGAAAAGUGUGAAAGAAAACCUGACACCCAUUCUGCAUUGUCUGGUAGAGGCCAGUCGGCACAACUGCUCCAUUCGCAAAUUUUGCAGAAUCAAGGUGUUGCCUCCUCUGAGAAGUGAGGUGUGCAUGCUCCCAGAAGAAGGAACAACACUUCGUAAUAGAUUAUGUAAACUGCUGACUUCCCCUAUAACAGAGGUCAAGGAUUUGGCUGCUCACUUCUUGUUUGUUUUGUGCAAAGAAAACGUCUCACGGAUGAUUAAGUACACAGGAUAUGGUAACUGCUCUGGACUAUUGGCUCAGCUGGGACUGCUUCGGCUGAAUGAGUCUUAUAACAAAGGGGAGUACUCCAGUGACUCUGAAGACUCAGACACGGAAGAAUACACAGAGCUGAAAGACAAGGUAAACCCUGUCACUGGGCGAUGGGAAGAAGAUAAACCCAAUCCUUUGGAGGGUAUGUCUGAGGAGCAGAAGGAGUAUGAAGCAGAACAGCUCCUGCAGACAAUGGACAAGCUGCAGAAACAAGGUAUUAUCCAACCUUGCCGUGUUGGCGAAGAUGGGAAGCCACAUCCAGUUGAGCAUGUUCUGGAACUGCUUGGCUCCCCAGCCACGGAGCCCUCAUGCACACAUGAUUCAGAUUCCAACUAGACAAAGUUGUGCUCGCAGUCUGUACACUGUUGUCUUGCUUGGUCCACUCUUCUAUGUCUCCGCUUUGCAGAACUUGCUUUGGCCUACGAAAAAAGGCUGUUGGGGCGGGGGGGAGGGAGGCAGAACUGAGAGGUGGUACUCUGCUCAACUAACAAGUUUGAUGGGGUAUUUGCAUUACAAGCAUACAGUGUAUUCCAUACAUCAGUACAGUUAUGUGUUUCAUGCUUGAGUGCUUGCCUUGCAAGGCUUAUCAGACAGUUGUUUGAGAGGAAGACUCCCUGUAGUAAGAUUCUGAAAUAUUUUGUUCUUGUUCAAGGUGAACCAUUAAACAGAGGAAAGAGAUUGUCUGCUGAGACAAAGACAGGACAGGGAUGUUUUCAGGGUAUAAAGUACCUGACAUUUCAAGCAUAUCUUGCACGAGUCUGACAUUACUUGAGUGGGUGACACUUACAACCCAUGCAGCCACAAUGUUCACACAUAUUUUAUUUUGUAAAUUCUCCCUGUUCAUUUCAUCUCUUUGCCGCUUUAAAAUCUGCAUUAUCCAAAACACAUUCAUUAUAGUGGUUUUCUUAUAAAUGUCCAUAUAAUCUGCAUUAAUGAUAUUUGAAAACACUAGCUCCUUUACAAAAAAAUAUAUAUUUGUUUCUGCUUGAAGAAGAUAAUUAGAAGAUGAUUAACACCAUCCUGUUACUUCAAAAGAAUGCAAAUCAUGAGGCAUGAGAACAUUUUUGUGCUAAAAUGUUUUGUUUGCUUAAUGGCAGUCACUAUUAGUUCCAUUGACUGCCCCCACACAGCAUACUGUGCGAUUUCAAUCUUGAUCUGUUAUUUUUUGGAAUGUAUGUCAGUGUUUAAGACUUAUAAAUAAGUGAACUAUUCUGGUAAAAUUAGCAGGGUUUUUUAAUUUAUAUAUAUUUUUUUUUUUUGCAAAUGCAGAGAGAUAGCUGUACCAUGUAACAUUAACAAGUUUCAUUUCGUCAGUCUAAGAAAAAUUCUCAAGCAUUGAUAGAAUUUGAGUAAUGAAAUAAGGAAGGAAUGAUGGGGGAUGCUUUCAGAUCUUACUUUUCUGGUCUUAGGAAAGAGAAAGCAGCACUACCAUUUCAUUAUUGGAAGGCAUAACUCUUUUUCUAAUGACACUGCUACUAUUUUAUUUUUUUUGACACAAGAACAUCAGUCUUACACACUUUAGCAGCUCACUUCUCAGGACUAGGCACUUCAGCACUGGCAUAUAGGAAGAGCACUAGGGGAAAAUAAUGCCUCGGAAAUCUGCAUGGAAAACAGUUUUAAUGAUCAGCACAUUUAAUGUCAACAUUACCUUUAGACUUGUUUUUCCUGGUUUGUUUGUUUAGUUGUUUUUUGUUUUGGGGUAAUGUUUUUGGGGGUAAUGGUAUAUAUAAAAAUAGUAAACUCUCAGGCUAUAUAACUUUAAACACUUUCAAAGUCCAUAGUGUUUCAUUCUAACACAGUGGUAUGUGUACAAGAGGUUUGGCUAGGCUGCCUCUGUUCCCACUUGGUCUGCCUUCUAUUUGCCAGAAGCUGGGGGGUGGGGAGGAGAAGAGAUUGAAGCAGGCUAUAUGUUCUUAUUUACAUGUGACUGUAAAGAAACCAAGACAAUUGGUUAAGUACAGGGUUUUGUCUUCAUCUUUAGUGAUACUGUUAGUACUGAAAUGUCUUUAAAAGGAUGCUACUAGUUUAUAAAUGUUUCCCAGUGUAUGAUCAAAGAUGGUACACAUCUCCCGGCUUUUCAUGUUUUUUUUAAUUCAAGGAGAAGACUAUGUACUUGUCCAUUUGUUAAUUGUGCAUUGCUGAUACUUAUUACUUGUUUUGUUGUUGAUUGUUAUUAAGGAUGGCACAUAGAAUCCUGCAUAGUUUUUAAGGUAUUCUUUUAUUCACAAGGUUUCCGUGGGAAGUGAUGAAUACAACACAGAUUUCACCAUAUACUGUUUUAUAUGUAUAGUGUUAAUAUCCCUUAUACACAUUUUUUAAACUGCAGAUAAUUACUAGGGGAAAUUAUUUCUUGGAGAUUUUUUAUGUUAGGCGACUUGCAGUUAGGGUACAUGAUUGGUUUUAGUUUUUUUCCCCCCCUCCUCCACAAACCUUUUGCUUUGAACUAUUACCAUGUGAAUUCUGAUUGACUCCAUAGCUUUUGAAGUAGCAUUGCAGCAGUUUCAGUUUCUAUCAAUCUGUAUUUAUCCUUCUGUUUGUAAAUCCGACACACACUUGAAACAUAGAUAAGGUGGAAUAAGAACAAAGAAUUACAUAUUUAUUUUUUAUGUCACUUAUUUCUUAAACGUUUUAAUGUCAUCUAUUUUGCUUCAAAUGUUUGUGAAGGAAAGUAAGUUUACUCUGGUGACAUAAAGGUUAUACCAAAAUGUUUACAUGUACACCCCUUGUCAAGUGGCUCCACUCUUGUUAUUUUGUCAAUGAGAAAUGGUGAGACAAUUUAUCCUUCAUGUGGGAACAUGAAAGAUCCACUAAUUUUAACGUAUCAUUAUUAUUGAGAAUUCUUAAUUUUUUUAACAUUUUAUAAUGAAAGAUUCAUGAAGUUUGCAAGUUUUCUAAUGAACGACAGCAAGACAAAGCAGGUUAGACACACUGCUUGCUUAAUUAUUAAAUGGAUAGGAUACCAAUUACCACACAUAUUAAAUGUAACUAUAAAUGAUGUGCAGUCAUUUUGCCCCUGCUUCUCUUUAUUCAGUGCAAAAAGUUAUUUAUGUACAGUCUAUGUACAGUCUAUAAAGUUAAGAAAUUGUGCACAUUAGCUUAUUGUGUAAUGUGUGUAAUGUCAAGGCUGUACUUGUGAACCCAAGUACUACUGUCUGCUUUGCAUUUGCAAUUUAUUUUUCCUUUUCUGACUUUUUUAAAAGGAAAAGGGUUUUGUUGUUUUGGAUCUGAAACAUUUUUCGCUUUUAUCAUAGCUUGAACAAUGCUAUAAUAUUGUUAUGAGUUAUUUCACAAAGUGAAAUCAUGUGCCCAUUAUAGCAUGCUAAAAACAAAUUUAUGGUGGUUUUUCCCCCAUUCACAAAUGAGUGCCAGAGCAGUAAAAAUAUCUGAAAUUUAAUAUUUAAACAGCUUCACUCUUAACACCAGCCAUCACAAAAUGCCUCAACCUCUGAAGAACAAAGAAUGGUUGUUAUUGACAAAAGGAGCUUAUAUAUGGCACACUUGAUUAUCUAGUUUAUGGCAGCAUCUGAGGGACAAAAGUGGAUGUUAUCCCAGGUAAUCCAAUGUGUUGGACAUAAGAUUUAUUCUUCAGCAUUGUGUUCUUUUGAUCCGUUCUUAUUAUAGCUGCAGUGAAUGUGCCUUGUUGACUAUUUGGCUUUUACAUGGGAUCAGCUUUGGGCCUGAAUUUGCACAAGGUAAUGAGCCUGAUAGAUUUAUUAGUGCACUAAGCAAUGCAAAAGGUCCCAUCUCUCCUUUUCAACUCUUCGUCAGUCAGAGAAUGCUGUAAAGUUUUGUUUCCCUGACCUUAGAAUUUACUAUUACAUUUAUUUGAGGAAACAGUAGAACACAAGGAGAUUGGAAAUGGUUGUGUUUUUUUCUGUUUCAUUCUAAUAUGGGUAAGGAAAAAGACUAGUAUUUGUUCCAUAAAUUGUUGUAAUUAACUUUUUUCUUCAUUGCUUGGUUGUUACUUUCUUUUUUUGUGGAUGGAAA
This is a messenger RNA of Pomacea canaliculata, 5666 nucleotides long. RefSeq names its product synembryn-A-like. Gene Ontology annotation, cellular component: cytoplasm. NCBI's taxonomy places the organism in Eukaryota, Metazoa, Mollusca, Gastropoda, Architaenioglossa, Ampullariidae. Gene Ontology annotation, biological process: G protein-coupled receptor signaling pathway. Gene Ontology annotation, molecular function: guanyl-nucleotide exchange factor activity; G-protein alpha-subunit binding. The transcript is spliced from 15 exons. The coding region runs from base 363 to 2015 and encodes 550 amino acids. The record is from RefSeq and is a predicted model, not a curated record.